This is a messenger RNA of Salarias fasciatus (jewelled blenny), 4033 nucleotides long. Its product is annotated as ras/Rap GTPase-activating protein SynGAP-like. The record is from RefSeq and is a predicted model, not a curated record. Bases 25 to 3954 code for a protein of 1309 amino acids. The transcript is spliced from 21 exons. NCBI's taxonomy places the organism in Eukaryota, Metazoa, Chordata, Actinopteri, Blenniiformes, Blenniidae. Gene Ontology annotation, biological process: regulation of GTPase activity.
GUUUGGACACCACAGGUCGGCCUAAUGUUUCAGAGAGGACGGCACUGGCCUUUAAUUUGGAAACCUUCUCUCAGGAAGUCCCGAGAUUUAGGCUGCAUGGACACAUCUUCAAAGACGUGGCUGCCGCAUCAGAGUCAGUUUGGGUUGGUUGGUCAAGCGGAGGUCUGCUGUGGCGGACCUGGAGUUUUAACCCCAAACCAAUCUCGCAGGGCAAGUUUUGCCUCUGUAAGACAGUCAAGCAUGGAGACACCUCCGAACGCGACCCCGCAGCCCUUCAGACAGCCGAGUUUUCUCAAUCGGCGGCUGAAGGGCUCCAUCAAGAGGGCGAAAAGCCAACCCAAACUGGACCGGACCAGCAGCUUCAAGCAGAUGAUCCUGCCCCGGUUCCGCAGUGCUGACCAGGAGAGGACACGCUUGAUGCAGAGCUUCAAAGAAUCCCACUCCCAUGAGUCCCUGCUGUCUCCCAGCAGUGCAGCAGAGGCUCUGGACCUCGUUCUGGAUGAAGAUGCCAUAAUCAAACCUGUCCACUCUAGCAUUUUAGGACAAGAAUACUGCUUUGAGGUAACCACCAAUUCAGGGACAAAAUGUUUUGCCUGCCGUUCAGCUUCAGAAAGAGACAAAUGGAUUGAAAACCUACAACGAGCGGUCAAACCGAACAAGAAUUCGCCGUUUCAAUUUCAGGAUAACAGCAGACGGGUGGACAACGUGCUCAAGCUGUGGAUCAUCGAAGCUCGGGACCUCCCGGCCAAGAAACGCUACUACUGCGAGCUGUGUCUGGACGACAUGCUGUACGCGCGCACCACCAGCAAACCCCGGACCGACACCGUCUUCUGGGGCGAGCACUUUGAGUUCAACAACCUGCCUACCAUUCGUAGCCUUCGCUUGCACCUCUACAAGGAGACGGACAAGAAGAGACGCAAGGAGAAAAGCACAUACCUUGGCCUUGUCAGCAUCCCCAUAUCCAGCAUCACGGGCCGGCAGUUUGUGGAGCAGUGGUACCCGGUCAUACAGUCCAGCGUGUUGGCCAAGAGCGGCGGUGUGGGAAGCACCAAGGUCAUCAACGCGUCGCUGCGGGUCAAAUCCCGCUACCAGACCAUGAACAUCCUCCCCAUGGAGCUCUACAAGGAGUUCGCCGAGUACAUCACCAACAACUACCGAACACUGUGUGCCGUCCUGGAGCCGCUGCUGAGCGUGAAGAGCAAGGAGGAGGUGGCGUUCGCCCUGGUGCACAUCCUUCAGAGCACAGGGAAGACUAAGGAGUUCCUGUCAGACAUGGCGAUGUGCGAGGUGGAUCGAUUCAUGGACCGUGAGCACUUGAUCUUUCGGGAGAACACACUUGCUACAAAGGCUGUGGAAGAGUACCUCAAACUGAUCGGUCACAGAUACCUCAAGGAAGCUAUAGGUGACUUCAUUCGAGCCUUAUACGAGUCUGAGGAGAACUGUGAGGUGGACCCCAUGCGCGUCCCGCCGUCAGUCCUCGCCGACCACCAAGCCAACCUUCGCAUGUGCUGUGAGCUGCUACUCUGCAAGAUCAUUAACUCCCUCUGCAUCUUCCCCCGGGAGCUGAAGGAGGUCUUCGCCUCGUGGAGAGCGCGGUGCGCGGAGCGCGGGCGGGAGGACCUCGCCGACACCCUCAUCAGCUCCUCCCUGUUCCUGCGCUUCAUGUGCCCGGCCAUCAUGUCGCCGUCCCUCUUCAACCUGAUGCAGGAGUACCCCGCCGAGCGCACGUCCCGCACGCUCACGCUCAUCGCCAAAGUCAUGCAGAACCUGGCCAGCUUCAGCAAAUUUGGACCCAAGGAGGAGUACAUGUAUUUCAUGAAUGAGUUCCUGGAGAUGGAGUGGGCCUCCAUGCAGCAGUUUCUCUACGAGAUCUCCAACAUGGACGCCGGCGGGAACGCCGGCGGGUUCGAGGGCUACAUCGACCUGGGCAGAGAGCUGUCCAUGCUGCACAGCUUACUGUGGGAAGUGAUGGGCCAGCUCAGCAAGGACGCCAUCCUCAAGCUCGGCCCUCUGCCGCGGCUGCUGAACGACAUCAGCGUGGCGCUGAGGAACCCGCAGCUCCACAUGCCCACGAACCACCAACCCGACCGGCCAAAGGACCGACUCUUCUCCCGCCCGUCCUUCAACCGUCUCAUGUCCUCUGACUUCCAAAGCCUUAUGAUGCGCGACUUGAACAGCUCCAUCGACAUCUCCCGCCUGCCGUCUCCCACGACCGGCGUGUCGGCGGUGGAGUCGCUCUCCUCCAACCUGAACAUGAGGCGCCACGCCGAACGGGACCUCCGCUCAUCCAGGGAAGUUUUCUACGUGACCCGGCCGCCGCUGGCCCGGUCGAGCCCCGCCUACUGCACCAGCAGCUCGGACAUCACAGAGCCGGACCCCAAGGUCCACAGUGUAAACAAAAGCGUGUCCAUGAUGGACCUCCAGGACUCUCGGAUGAACAGCAUCUCCAACCUGAACUCGGUGGGCGACAUGCUCACCUCCUCUCAAGCCUCCAUCGCCGGGCUGGGCCACAGCUUCGGGAACCUCGGCGCUCCUCUCCGCAUGGGGGGCCAUAUGCCGGCAGGUUCGGCCGGCUCCGGCCUGAGACUGAGCCAGAUGGGCCACGUCGGGGGGCCCACCGAGUCCAUCUCCCAGCAACAGCAGCAGGCGGCGGCCGCCAUGAACUUCCCCCUGUCUUUCCAGAACCCGCUAUUCCAUCUGGCCGCCCAGAACUCCCCGGCCCAGGCCCAGCCCCCGCCGCCCCUCCUCCUCGCCCCCGAGCCUGAGAAUGGCCACCACGACUACGCGCCGGCCUUUGGCAACAGCGCCUUCUCCCGCAGCGAGGACUUGUCCGCCCUGCGGUCGCAGAGCAGCCUGGUGCAGCCCAGCAUCGUCCACUCGCACAGCUACAGCGACGACUUCACCCGGCAGAACCAGAGCAACGACUACGCCUGGCACCAGCUGUCCCUGCAGGUGCAGGAGUCUCUCCAGAAUCAGCACCUGAUGGGAGUCACCUCCCAGACCGGCACGGGCACGGGCACGCCCGCCUCCCUCGCCACGCCGCCGACCACCGUCCACCCCGUGCGCCAGGCGUCCAUGGCCGCGGCGCACCUCAAGUCCCAGCGCUCCAUCAACAUCCCGGCCACCGCCACCCCGCCGAAGGCUCGCCCGCAGAGCAGGAACCUCCUCCUCGGCUCCUCCGACGCCAGCUUCGGCGGCGGCCAGUCCAAACUGCGCCAGGCUCAGCAGGCGUCGCAGCAGCACGCCCAGCCGCCGCCGCCGCCGCAGCAGCAGGACGGUCAGACGUCGGUGACCGACAGUCCGGCUCCGGGGCUCCCGUACCAGACCAGCUCCGCCAAAGAGAACCAGGGCCCCAACGCCGCGGCGGAGGAGUCGACGGACACCCCCACCAAGAGCACCAAGAAGUCCCAGCAGGCGCAGCUGCAGCCGCCGCAGCAGCAUCUGCUCAAACCAGUCGUCAAUAAACAGGGUUCUCAGUCGACUCUGAGCACCCCGGCCAUGAACGAGCGGACGGUGGCCUGGGUGUCCAACAUGCCGCAUCUCUCUGCGGACAUCGAGAGCCUCCGGCCGGACCGCGAGGGCCAGCUGAAGGAGUACUCCAAGAGUAUGGACGAGUCACGGCUGGAAAGGGUAAAAGAAUACGAAGAAGAGAUUCAUUCGUUGAAGGAGCGCCUGAAGAUGUCGCACCGUAAGCUUGAGGAGUACGAGCAGAGACUUAUGACGCAGGAGCAGCAGACUAACAAGAUCCUGCAGCAGUACCAGAACCGACUGGAGGACAGCGAGCGCCGCCUCAAGCAGCAGCAGCUGGAAAAAGACACCCAAAUCAAAGGCAUCAUCAACAGACUCAUGGCUGUGGAAGAUGAGCUGAGAGGGGGUGCCAUUCCUGAUAUUAAGCCUCGAAUCCUCACAGACCAGUCGAUCAGCCAGGGCUACGGCGCCCUCCCGGGAUCCUGACUGCGGUUUCCCAAGUGACCAGAAUUCAUGAUGGUCACUCGGGUGUGAUCCAACAGAUUCAGAUCUUUCUACAAAAACA